Molecule: messenger RNA, 1248 nt
Organism: Nannizzia gypsea CBS 118893
Lineage: Eukaryota; Fungi; Ascomycota; Eurotiomycetes; Onygenales; Arthrodermataceae
Exons: 1
Coding region: 1-1248 (415 amino acids)
Source: RefSeq, a predicted model, not a curated record
AUGGCCAAUCUACGGUUUGUUGUGGGUGUAAUAUUCCUUGCCUUAUUGUCCCAUGUUGCUUCCAGUCCGAUCCAUCACCCACGACGAGCUGUGCUCUUUAAUCGAGGCCUAUACUCAACGCAUACCCAAAACGCAACCGUUAUGACACUUACCGUUACCCCGACCGUCGCUGGCUCGACUAUCCCUGUGACGAUGUGUCUUGAUCUGCAAGAAGCUGGCAGUACCGGUACUCCUUCAGUUGUACCCUGUCCAAUGGUUACCACCUCGAAGAUGCCUGCAGACACCACUACCUCUGCUACGGCUACUCCAACCAGCUCCACUUCGAAGAAAGGGGGAGAAGUGCCUACGAUCGGUGUUGGGACUGGGAAUCCUCCUGUCUCAUAUCUAUAUUCAUCAUCUUGGUACUAUUUCCCAACCACGGUACCAAUCUCCAGUUCUCAUAGCCUGCCUACCUCUGUCCCAUCUUCAACCAUUCCACCUCUUACCACCCAGUCAACAAUAUCAAUGGAUACGCAAAGCAGCACUGGAAGUUCCUCUCUAUCUACGGCUGUCCCGCCAGAUACAACAGCUGCUCAAGACUCUACAACAACUAGCAGGACCCCAAUUAAAACCACAAGUCUGCCAGUAUCCACCAGCACCUCCGUGCAGGUUACGGCUUCACACAUCUCGUCGACAUCCGAGUCUCAACAACCCUUGCCCACCACUAUCUUUAAUACGACUACAAAAACAAUAUAUUUGCCACCUACCAGCUCAGCGUUCACUAUAAGUCAUACUACUAUCCCAACAACGACUUCUGUUGCAUACCCGGGCUGGAACACCACCCUUCCGUCCUUCAGCACUAUCACGCAAUCAAUCACAACGUCAACCACUGUGACUUCGAGCUUCUCUUCAAAUUCCCUCACUAGCCCCGUUACUACCAGUUUGCCUUCAUCCACAUCAAUCAUUCAGUCGACCAUUCAGUCCUCAGCCACUAGUACACCAUCGACCAGCAGCUCAUUAGUCACUUCUACCCCCGAACCGGCUACGCAGUCAGCAACUAUGACAUAUCCUUCAUUUAGCAGCACUCUAUCCUCUGUCACCACAAUCCCAUCAGAAACAUCAACUUCGCAGGCAGUAACUUCUACUUAUGCUCCUGCUCCCCCACCGGCUGAAACUCCUACCACUUCCUCAAACCCUCUUGUUGUAAUUCCAGUCACAGACGCAGCCCCUGCCCCAACAGGAAUCGAACUCAUACCUAUAGAGCCUUAA